GACUGAUAAUUCCUCCAGAGAAGAAGAAGAAGAGCGCGUCCCUCUCGACAGGCCAUGAUGUCGUCCGUGGAUAUGUCGAACUCAAGUCGGUCAUAUCAUCCUUCGCCCCAGCAGUUCUCAAGCUCCGACAGCCGCUACAGUGGCCAGAACAUGCGCUACGCCGCGCCGCCUCCGCGCUCGUCCACCGGUCGAGCCAAGACGGAGCAAGUGGUGCUCGAGUUCCUGUACAAGGCGGCAGAGCUCAUCGUGCAGAGUCGCGUCAACUUCCACGCCGAGCCCGACGUUCGUCGCAGCAAUCGUCGAGCCAGAUUCAACUUGGACAUCGAGGAAGUCCAAGCCGUGCGAGACUCCAUGGCUCCAUGGAAGGAGGACGUUCGAUUACCUCUAGCUGUUGAUAUUUUCUGGGAUGCAGGCAGCCACAAGGUGCUGUUGGAGCGCUGGAGCGUCACCUUUGCUGCAGACGGAGAGAGCUCCAGUGCUCAUCUGGGCUCCACGCAGGAUGUGAUCCAGCAACUUAAGGAAGUCUGUAAGAGAAUCAGUGUUCUGCUACGUGCACUCUUCUCCUUCAUGCGGCAACUCCCAGCACACAGACUAUUCACUCAGUCGUACCCUUCGAUGCUAAGCUAUACGCUGCAUACAGCUCCGGCGAGUGAUGCGACGCGAGCGUUUGAGGCUCAGCGUGUAGCCACGAACGGAUACUCUUUCGUACCCAUUAUGACACCGUUUGGAAUGCUCAAAGUAGCGGCAGUGUAUCGACGAGAUUGCGACCAGUUCACAGAGCAGCAAGAGCAGGCGGCGCCGUCGCGGAUUUUACCAGAUAACUUCAUUAUCCAGGACUAUGUGCCGGGAUCGCCAGAGCUGACACCAGCUAGUGCGCCCGUCACAAGCGCAACAAUGGCUGGCUCACCUUUGAGAGCGACAGAUCUGCGUACGGGCUCAUUUGUACCCGUGAGUGAUACUGAACAAUUCGAUGUUGGAGCUCUACAGCGUCGUCGAUCAUCUCCUCGCUCGAUUCCAGCUGCACAGUUCAGUAAUCCGGGCCUGGUGGGGGAUAAUCUAGGAGACGACGACACCGUGGUGCAGUCUCAGCCAGGGAUGUCGAAACCUAUGGCCAUCCCUCGAGUUAGCAGCAAAGGAGGCAUCGCUACUGCUGCAGGCCGAGAAGUGGGGGCUGUUCUUCAACAGGCUCAUUCAUAUGGAGGUGAACACGAAGCCCGUUUACGUGGCGCGACUGCGAAUCCUAACGUGGCUGCAGCGCCGUAUGGCUAUGGAAACGUGGCAAUCGAUCGAGACCAAGAACGCGCGUUGUCACCGUCUCUCGCAUUCCAGCAACGACAGCAGCAACUGUGGGAGGGACACGCAGACCGUCACGAUAAAGAGAUUGGACUUCAUUCAUCCCAGACAUCCUUUGAUGAGCCUGCUAGCAGUAGCAGCGCGGCUUAUCAUCCCAUGUCAACUCCGCCUCGCCACCCCAAGACUAUAUCAUUGCUACGGAAUGAUCGCAUGUGGUCAGCGUUGACCCACAAACCGUUCGUUGAGAGCUCUCCGGUUCCAGGAUCUUUUGAACGCUUUGCUCUUGACAGUGGAUUGUCCUCACAAGUACAGCACCAUACACCCGAACGCAGAAAGAGUUCAUUUAGUGGCGCAUUUGUGUCCGACAGUGCUGAAUCUAGUGCCACAGAGGCAGACAAUAGUGCCCAGAGAUUGGGAGAUGCCACACCAGCAAAGCCACCUACGAAGACGGAAGCGAUUACUAUCCACCCAAGAGCGUCACACUCACCAGCAGAAGGUUUACCUACGUUCGCUGCGAGUCCUCCGUUCCAAGCCAAUCCGUGUGAACUGCUGUCCACGUCUCCGGGGUAUGCGUACACCAAGAGUCAACUUCGUUCAGGAUCCAGCAACGUGCCCACAUUCACCACUACAGAUCGAUUGCAACGAGGGGUACACAACGUGAAGGAAUCGUCAUCAGCAGGUAUGAUUGCAGCAAAGCACCGUGGUUUCUCGCCUGAUUUCGGUGAUAGUGGUGUGACAGCAUGGGGAAUAUCACCAGACACCCCCGAUGCAUUUGGUCUCGCGCUUGCUGAUGCUGACAGUGAUGUGGUUGGAGACCGCCAAUUGUUCUCGUCGGGAAAUGCUGACGCAGAAUUCGAGUCAACUGGUGACCAAAAUGAUGAACUGGACGCUAUGAUUUUGCCUUUCGUGAUUAAUGACGGAUCUUCAAGCGCUACUACCGCUGUCGACUCUGUCUCGACGGGUGCAGGCAGUUCUUUAAGCCGUUUAUCUGGCGUUUCUUUGGACACUGCAUCCGUUGGCAGCUUUCUCCAUCAGUUGAAGAACGCACCGCGCUUGAGCAAGGGUUCCGCCCUGACAUCGUCAAUAGCUGCAGAAGAAGACCAGAAGACUUCAAACUUCGAGCAGGAAGCGGUGCCACCACCCUCAAUGUUUGACAACGAACUAGCGAGCUUCCGUAAUCUGCGUGAUGAGCUUACGCAAAUGCUCUGAAACAUAAUCGGUGUCGAAUAUUUUUUUUAUUUGAAUUUGGGUUUCUUUCAAUCUCUCAGAGGUAGCAUUUCGUUGUGAUCUUCACUUAGGAAAGCAUUAUUAAUACUGAUUACUGAUCAUUAAACUAUUGUAAGGAGUUAAUGGUAUAUUUUACGG
Messenger RNA from Phytophthora nicotianae INRA-310, 2658 nucleotides. RefSeq lists its product as hypothetical. The transcript has 2 exons. The record is from RefSeq and is a predicted model, not a curated record. Gene Ontology annotation, cellular component: Atg1/ULK1 kinase complex; extrinsic component of membrane; phagophore assembly site. Bases 55 to 2502 code for a protein of 815 amino acids. NCBI's taxonomy places the organism in Eukaryota, Oomycota, Peronosporomycetes, Peronosporales, Peronosporaceae. Gene Ontology annotation, biological process: mitophagy; protein localization to phagophore assembly site; autophagosome assembly.